CAGGAAGGACCCCGCCCAAGGCGCCGUGUGAGGGGACGCGGCCGCGCCGGGAGUGGAGCCCCGAGAGCUCCCCGAGACCGCCGGGCACCGCGUCCCGGGGCACCGAGCCACACCGCGGCUCUCCCUCCCCCCCGGAGCACCGAGUCCCAGGCCCCGACGUCGGAUCUCCCCCUGGGCCCAGCGGGGGCAGUGGGAGGGCUCCCCCGGCCGAGGAUGUCUGGCAGCGGCCCAGGAAGGCCGGCGGAGGUGACAGACUGGCUGUCACAGCCGUUUGAUGAGUUCUUCGGAAGCCCAGGCAUUGCCCCCUGUGCGGUUGCUGUGAAGGCGCUGAGGGGCGGCUCUGGCAGGGGCCGUCGGCAGAAGCAGAGAGACCCGAGCCCCGCGGCAGAGAAGAGCAGAGCCACGGCUCCUCCCAGGAAAAGAGCCAAGCCGUGCGCUGCGGACCCGCCCUGUGCCCGGCCUGGGCGGAGCCGGAGCCAGGCCCGGGAGGAGCUGCCGUGGGUGGAGAGAUACCGACCUGAAAGCCAGAAUGACCUUGCUGUGCAAAAGAAGAAGAUUGAGGAAGUUGAAACCUGGUUAAAAAAACACAUAGUUCAGAGGCAGCCAAAGCAGGGUGGCUCUGUCUUGCUGCUGACUGGCCCUCCUGGCUGUGGAAAAACUGCGACUCUGCAAAUUCUAGCCAGAGAUCUUGGCCUUCAGGUGCAAGAAUGGACCAAUCCACUCUCUUUAGACUUCACAAAGGAAGACUUGAGAAAUAUGUUUGGCCAUGACUCAAAUUUUCAUACGUUUCCGAGUCAGGCCCAAGCAGCUCUCUUUCAAGAUUUUCUAUUAAGAGCAAAUAAGUAUAACAAACUUCAGAUGCUUGGGGAGUCCUCAGAAAAUGAUAAAAAGCUUAUUCUUAUUGAAGACAUCCCGAACCAAUUCUACCGAGACCCUGGCAGUCUACAUGAAAUCCUCAGGUCAGUGGCAAACAAGUUGUUAAUUAUGAGCUUUAGCAACUUGCAAAGCUGGAGUUCAUCACAUUUUGCUGUUUUGCAAUGCAGGAGUUUUGUUCGUAGGAGUAGGUGCCCCCUUGUCUUUAUAAUCUCAGAUAACUUCAGUGGAGACAGCAGCCAGAGGUCACUAUUCCCUGCAGAAAUUGUAGAGGAGUUGUGUAUAAACAGUAUUAGUUUCAAGCCUGUUGCACCAACAAAUAUGAUGAAAGUUCUGAAUCGAAUAGCUGCAGCAGAAGCCAGUAUGAACAGAGAGAAGAAUUACGCCCUUGAUAGAACUUCUCUGGAGUUGCUUUGCAGAGGUUGUUCAGGUGACAUAAGAAGUGCAAUAAACAGCCUUCAGUUUUCCUCUAUGAAAGACUGCUCAUUGGAGAAAGAAUUUUGGUCAAAGAAGAAGAAGAGCUCCACAAUAAAAUGUGAGGAAGUUUCCAAAGUAAGAAAGAAAAGUAAAUGUGAUACCUCAGAAGACCAGGAGAUACAAGCUAUUGGUGGCAAGGAUGCAUCCAUUUUUCUUUUCCAUGCUCUGGGAAAAAUUAUCUAUUGCAAAAGAGAAGCAGUGUCAGAAGCAGAGUGCCCUCAGCUGCCUGCUCACCUGUCCAAACACCGCCGGGACACCUUGCUCAUUCAGCCUGAGGAUAUUGUGGAAAAAUCACAUAUGUCUGGAAGCAUGUUCAAUCUAUACCUGCACCAGAACUACGUGGAUUUCUUUUCUGAUAUAGAUGAUGUUGUGCGGGCCAGUGAAUAUCUGAGCACUGCUGAUGUCCUUUGUAGUAACUGGAGUACACGGCUUGUGAUGGAGAGCUACAGUGCCUCCGUGGCUACCCGAGGGGUGAUCCACUCCAAUACAUCCAGAGCCUUUGCCCACCAGCAGGGGGGCAUGGGGUUCCGACCCUUGCAUAAACCCCAGUGGUUUUUGAUCAAUAAGAAGUAUCAGGAAAAUUGCCUUGCUGCAAAAUCUCUGUUUUCAAGCUUCUGUUUACCCCCCGAGUGCCUUCAGACAGAGCUGCUGCCUUAUCUUGCUAUGUUAGCAAACCCAAUGAGAAACCAAGCUCAGAUUGCUUUUAUCCAAGACGUGGGGAGGCUGCCACUGAAAAGACAUUUUGGCAGGCUGCAGCUGGAAGCUCUGGGUGACAAGGAGCCCGGGCUGCCGCUCCACGGGGACGGUGCCGACGGCGACCCCGAGGGGCUCCCCUCCAGCCAGUCCAGCAGCAGCGACCUGCCUGGCAGCCAGCCCCAGCCCAUCGCAGCACAGGCCAUCCUGGAGGAGGAGGAACUGCGGAUCGAGGAGUAUGACAGCGACUGAGAGAGCAGGACACUCCCUCUGCCGUGCCCGCGUGGAUCCCAGCGCUGCGAGGCACUGCUGAAGAGCGAGCUCUGCCCAGCGCUGCUGCCGAGCCAUGCACGAGGGCUGGGAGCCCAGGAGGGCUGGCAGCCCAGUCCAGACCUGCUGUGAGUGGCCAGACAGUUCCUGGUGUCCUCCUCACUCUGCAGGGCCAGCCCGAGCCCAGUGCUAAGGUACAAGCUAUUUCCUGCCUCUCCUGAGCCAUGAAAUUGCCUUAAGGCAGUAACAAGAGAGAAAUAAAUGACUGAAAUCAGUUGGAAAGAGACUGUAGAUUAGCAGUGUCAGUCUUAAAUUAUUUUUAUUUUUACACAUUUUAAUAUACUUUGCAAUUGUGCAGCGUGUUUCUUGAGCACACGUGCCUUAGGUUGUCAGCAUUUGAAAGGUUUAUUCAAAUUCACUCUUUCGAAAAAACAGUUGUUUGGAAGUUUAGCCCUUCUGGAAAGAAGAGGCUGAAAUUUACACCUGAAAAGUCUGAUGUCCCAUACUGAUGAUGUAAAGAAAACUUCUACUGUAUUAAUACCGUUUUGUACUCUGACUUACAGAAGACAUAAAUAAGAUCUUCAUGUCUUUAUAAGUGGAACUAAUGUUGUACCAUGCAUUAUUUUGUAUUCCCCUUGGAAAGAUAUUUUCAUAACUUUUAGAGGGGAAAAGGCAGCAACUAAGCAGAAGUUGUAGUUUGUAGGAAGUUAAAUGUAUAACAUGCAGUUUUUCCCCUUGACUUGCAGUUGUGCUGGGGGAAACACUGAUCCUGUGUUUGGUAACUGAUCGAGUGCUGUGGUUAGUAAUACCACAGCAGUGAGGAAAAAAGUCAAACCAAAACAGCUUUGUGUGGUGCACGUUUGCAUUUCUGUAUUGCUUAUGGCCAGUUUAGAGAGAGAGAACACGUUUAUCCACCCUGACCUUGGAUUAAUGCUAUUAAAGAGUCUGGAUCUGUCCUCUCUCAGGGGUCAGGUGUAGCCUUUUCAUCUAACAGCUAUUGCUUCAUUUUGAAGGGGGAAACUUCUUUCUUAAGUCUAAAAUUCUGUUACACCUGUACUCAUUACAGCAAAUGAGAAUGUC
Molecule: messenger RNA, 3393 nt
Organism: Cyanistes caeruleus (blue tit)
Lineage: Eukaryota; Metazoa; Chordata; Aves; Passeriformes; Paridae
Source: RefSeq, a predicted model, not a curated record